This is a messenger RNA of Phytophthora infestans T30-4, 1656 nucleotides long. Its product is annotated as CorA Metal Ion Transporter (MIT) Family. NCBI's taxonomy places the organism in Eukaryota, Oomycota, Peronosporomycetes, Peronosporales, Peronosporaceae. Bases 1 to 1656 code for a protein of 551 amino acids. The record is from RefSeq and is a predicted model, not a curated record. Gene Ontology annotation, molecular function: cobalt ion transmembrane transporter activity; magnesium ion transmembrane transporter activity; cobalt ion binding. Gene Ontology annotation, cellular component: membrane. Gene Ontology annotation, biological process: transmembrane transport; metal ion transport. The transcript has 2 exons.
AUGGAGUUCUACGUCAUGGACGAGGACACUCCGCUGCUGCGGCUGCCAGAAGAGUCUCCGCGCGACCCGGAGCUUGCCUCGUACCCUGUGGCCGUCAAUAGCGGAGACUCGAAUUCCAUGCGUCGCAGUCUGCCAACGACUGAGCUAGAGCUGAACGUGGACAAGAUAUCGUUUCUCUUCAGCCCCUCAGCACGACACGGUUACGGCAGUCCUCAUAACUACAAGAGCUUCGCCGACGUCCCGCUCAACGGAUCAAUGCAGGACCGCGAUGAACUCAACAUGCUGGAUCCGUACUUCGACGUGACCCCGCCGCGUCUCCGUGUGGCUUUCGAAGGUGCAGCACCAGAGGAAGGAGGAGACUUAAGCUACGAUGGAUUCCGUGUUGCAUUGGAGACACUAGGCAUCCGAUGCUCGGACGACUCGGUGUUUCUAAAGCUGUUUGACGCUGCAGUGCAUCGACUCAAGUUGAUGCACAUGUUCGACGAAGGAACUGUACAAGAGAUGAGAACUGCGGGCUACCAACAAGCAGCACUAUCUGUAUCCGACUUCUCAAGCACCAGACUGCAGAGUUUUGCCUUACGACAGGAGAAUUUACACGAGUUCUUCACUGCACAUCGACCCGAGUGGGUGAACGUGCGUUGGAUCAACUUGGACGGACGAGAUAGUCUGAACCUCAAGAGAUUGGCUAUCAAGUAUCGCCUGCAUCCUCUUGCUAUUGAGGACACGAUCGAGGGUCAUGAACGACCCAAAUUUGAUCGAUAUGAUGGCCAUCUGUUCCUUGUGUUCCCAGUGCUGAGGAUGCAAGUGGCAGACAAAGGACUUCCUUUGGAACGCAAGCGCAAUCGACUGUUCUCAGACACAGGAGGGGUACCUCUGCCGACUUUUGUCAAGCGCAUGUCGUUCCACCGAAGUAUCAGUGCUGCCACGGACGGCACCGAAGAGGACGACGAAGAGCCUUUUAAGCUGUGGAUCGAGCACGUAUUUAUCUUCGUCGUGGAUAAUGACACGGUCAUCACAGUCAAAGACGGCGGCGACAGUGAUAUUUGGGCCGAACUGAACCGCCGAUUGGCUGUGCCAUACUCCAAGCUACGGCAUAAUGAUGCAAAAUUCCUUGUGUACUCGGUGCUCGACGUGAUCGUGGACCAGGUAACGAGCGUCGUUGACUCGAUCACGGAGUGUUUAAUCGCGCUUGAGAACCAACUGGAACAAGAGCGUCAUCGCUUCGAGUUGCGCUCGUUGAGGGUAUUGAAGAACGAGUUGUUUCGACUUCCUCGACUGCUUAAAGCAGCACGAGAGGUGCUGAAGAAUAUCAUCGAGAGCAAAGAUUUCGACGCUACAGUGACCGACUACGUCCGUGAUGUUCACGACCACGUGGUUGUUGCACUUGACGAUAUCGAGCAGCAACUGCAGAUGUGUCGCCAACUCACGGAAGAAUACCGAGACGCCAAGGCGAAUCAGAUGAACUACGUCAUCUACACACUCACAGUAGUGACGACAGUUUUCUUACCUGGCCAAUUUCUCACUGGGGUGUACGGCAUGAACUUCGACGACAUGCCCGAACUUCAUGAACGGUAUGGCUACGCGCUUUUCUGGAUCUUUGCGAUUGCCAUCGCUGCUGCACUGCAACUGUACUUCCGCUACAAGCAAUGGAUUUGA